CAAAAUAAUGGGGGAAUAUGCCUCUGCAUCUUAUGGAGCGAAUAUGGAGCAGCCGGUAUUCCCCGUCGCCGCUGCCGUGUUAUAAUACCAGGCCGGCCGCUCAGCUCUUCUGUGCAGCAGAACCUGCAGACCUCCAGCGGUGCUACCUGUUCCUCCGUCCAGCAGUGUGCUCACCAUUUUUUCUCCCUGGCGCUGGCAUCUUUAUUGUGGGCACCCGGCUGUGACAGCUUGUGGCUUCAUGGCCGGGUGCCCACUGCGCAUGCACGAGAAACGCUACACUUUGUGAAUGGUCCUGUAGUCUUCUGGGACCUGUCAUGUGUCCCAGAAGACUACGGGGAGGAAGGGGGAAGGACAACUCUGUGGAAGUGGGAGUGGGUACCUGUCAAAUUCAGACACCUGCUCCCCAAAGGUCCGCAGUCUUUGGUCAUCUCCUGUACUAUGUCCGCAGUCUCCGAUCAUCUCCUGUACUAUGUCCGCAGUCUCUGUCAUCUCCUGUAGUAUGUCCGCAGUCUCUGGUCAUCCCCUGUGCUAUGUCCGCAGUCUCUGUUCAUCCCCUGUAUUAGAUCUGCAAUCUCUGGUCAUCUCCUGUACUAUGUCCGCAGUCUCUGAUCAUCUCCUGUACUAUGUCCGCUGUCUCUGGUCAUCUCCUGUACUAUGUCCGCAGUCUCUGGUCAUCUCCUGUACUAUGUCUGCAGUCUCUGGUCAUCUCUUGUACUAUGUCCGCAGUCUCUGGUCAUCUCCUCUACUAUGUCCGCAGUCUCUGGUC
This is a messenger RNA of Staurois parvus, 766 nucleotides long. Lineage: Eukaryota; Metazoa; Chordata; Amphibia; Anura; Ranidae. The record is from the annotation of a GenBank genome assembly.